This is a messenger RNA of Iphiclides podalirius (scarce swallowtail), 264 nucleotides long. NCBI's taxonomy places the organism in Eukaryota, Metazoa, Arthropoda, Insecta, Lepidoptera, Papilionidae. The record is from the annotation of a GenBank genome assembly.
AUGGCACUUACUUUUCGAUUUCCGGUGGGAACUGCUGUAGUGUUCUCGACGGAGACUGCAUACGACUGCCGGUGUGACGGGAGGAAGGGCAAGCCGGCGGUCGAGGACGCACCGCACUACACUCUACGGUGUGAGGAGCACUGCGGUGCGGAUAGCGCGCGCACACCCCCGCACCGUCCACCCGUACCCCCGCUGCCCCAUCGAUUCACCCUAAGUACACUCAGACACCCCCUUUGGGAAAUGGCCGUGAAUAUGGCGUGCCUA